CCAGUGACACUCCGUAUGCUAAAACAUGCACAACACCGACAUCUAGUGGACACAAGAGCGAUACUAGAUGGGAUUCUGAAAGCCUGAGAGAGCAUCUCAGCACUUGCCGUCAAGCGUUACCAUGACAACUGUUGCCCUGGCUGUGUGAAGCUUGUUGACAGCCUGCGAAGAUGACCUAGCUAGCUCGCCGCAGCAAUCUCGACAAACAUGGACGACGGCACUCAACUGGGAGAAAUUGGGCCUGUUAAAAACGUUGCAAAAUCUGGUCGUAGGGCUCGUCCUGCUGCAGACCAAUCAUCACUUGGAGAUGUUCGUAACUCCAGGAAGUCUUCCACUUCCGCCUCAGCUGGAGAAGGCCCACCUACUAAGCCCCCCAGGAGGCAGGGCGGCUGGGCAGAAGAAAGCUCUGGAUCAGGUGCUGGCAAAUCUUCAAGAAGAGCUGCUGCUGAUGACCUGGAAGAUCGCCGACUGCGACCACAAACUCCCCAAGCAUCAGAUGAUGAUGGAGAUAUUCCUGUCAUUCCAGAUCUGGAUGAAGUGCAGGAAGAUGAUCUUAACAUGCAAGUAGCAGCUCCCCCGAGCGUUCAAGUCAACCGGGUGAUGACAUACAGAGACCUGGACAAUGAUCUAAAAUAUUAUUCUGCAUUCCAGACUCUAGAUGGCGAAAUCGACUUGAAGCUCCUCACAAAGGUUCUAGCACCAGAGCAAGAGGUGAAAGAGGGGGAAGAGAAACGCCGAAGGCUCCAUCUGCUGGGGGAUCGCCACGGUCUCUGCAGCCUGCCUGGGGAAGAGAGUAAGUGGUGUCUCAACGACUCACCACAGCGGUCUCACAACGGCAGACAUCAGAGUUGCACGUCAGAUGUCGUAGACCAGCUGGUCCAGUCUCUUUGAGUUGUAAGCAGACACUAAUGACCACUCCGCACACACAUACAAUCAUAACACUGCAAAUAUUAUCACCGUUUGUUUUUUGACGGUAAAAUUCUCACAACGAAGCUGCCAAUGUGUUACCCUAAAAUCUACAAUUGUUGUUUUUAUGGUGUAUUGCUGUAAAUGGAAAAGAGGUACUUCAGUUUUUUUACAGUAACAUUCUGGCUACUGAGCUACCAGUAUUUUACCGUAAAACCUUGGUUGUUGUUUUUACGGUGUUAUAUUGUAAAUAGAAAAAAAAGUGCUACAGUUUUUUUUACAGUAAAAUUCUAGCAACUGAGGUGCCAGUUUUUAUAUUUUACAGUUUAUUACUGUAAAUGGGUAACAGUACCACAGGUUUUUACUACGCUAAAAUUCUGGCGAUUGAACUGCCAGUGUUUUACCGUAAAAUCUACUGUUGUUGUUUAUACACUGUAUUUUACUGUAAAUGGAAAAUGGGUACCACAUUUUUUACAGCAAAAUUUUGUUUUGUUUUUUAUACUGUAAAAUGUAUGGUUGUUAUUUGUACAGUCUAUUACUGUGAGAGGAAAAUGGUAACACAAGUUGUUUGUAUGAUAAAAUUCUGGUGACUGAACUGCCAGUGUUUAACCGUAAAAUCUACGGUUCUUGUUUUUACAGUGUAUUACUGUAAAUAAAAAAUCAUACCAUAGUUCAUUUUUUUUUACAGUAAAACUCUAGCGUGUGAGGUGCCAGUUUUUUCAUUUCACAGUUUAAAACUGUAAAUUGGUAACAGUACCACAGGUUCAUAUUACGCUAAAAUCUGGCGACUGAACUGCCAGUGUUUUACCGUAAAAUAUACGGUUGUUGUUUAUACGGUGUGUUAGUGUAAAUGAAAAAUAGGUACCACAUUUUUUACAGUAAAAUUUUGCCGACUGAGCUGCUGUUUUUUUAUACCGUAAAAUGUAUGGUUGUUAUUUGUACAGUGUAUUACUGUGAGAGGAAAACGGUACCACAAGUUGUUUGUAUGAUAAAAUUCUGGUGACUGAACUGCCAGUGUUUUACCGUAAAAUCUACGGUUCUUGUUUUUACAGUGUAUUACUGUAAAUAAAAAAAAAUUAUACCAUAGUUCAGUUUAUUUUACAGUAAAACUCUAGCGUGUGAGGUGCCAGGUGCCAGUUUUUUCAUUUCAGAGUUUAAAACUGUAAAUUGGUAACAGUACCACAGGUUUAUAUUACGCUAAAAUCUGGCGACUGAACUGCCAGUGUUUUACCGUAAAAUAUACGGUUGUUGUUUAUACGGUGUGUUAGUGUAAAUGAAAAAUAGGUACCACAUUUUUUACAGUAAAAUUUUGCCGACUGAGCUGCUGUUUUUUUAUACCGUAAAAUGUAUUGUUGUUAUUUGUACGGUGUAUUACUGUGAGAGAAAAACGGUACCACAGGUUUUUUGUAUGAUAAAAUUAUUGUGACUGAACUGCCAGUGUUUUACUGUAAAAUAUAUGGUUCUUGUGUAUACUGUGUUUUACUGUAUAUAGAAAAUAGAUACC
Messenger RNA from Nerophis ophidion (straightnose pipefish), 2410 nucleotides. It is a transcript of the gene ift43, whose product is annotated as intraflagellar transport protein 43 homolog A. Lineage: Eukaryota; Metazoa; Chordata; Actinopteri; Syngnathiformes; Syngnathidae. The coding region runs from base 208 to 891 and encodes 227 amino acids. The record is from RefSeq and is a predicted model, not a curated record. The transcript has 10 exons. Gene Ontology annotation, biological process: intraciliary retrograde transport. Gene Ontology annotation, cellular component: cilium; intraciliary transport particle A.